This is a messenger RNA of Cornus florida, 1340 nucleotides long. RefSeq names its product probable calcium-binding protein CML22. The transcript is spliced from 6 exons. The record is from RefSeq and is a predicted model, not a curated record. The coding region runs from base 357 to 1085 and encodes 242 amino acids. Lineage: Eukaryota; Viridiplantae; Streptophyta; Magnoliopsida; Cornales; Cornaceae. Gene Ontology annotation, molecular function: calcium ion binding.
AGUUCCACUUGUGUGUUGUGCGUGUGUGUGUGUAUGAGAGAGAGAGAGAGAGAGAUUCAAAGGCAUAAUGGCAUCUUCACGUUACUUUGGCAGGACCCAAUGUCCUUUCACUUAUUGAAAGCCAUAUAUAUAUAUAUAUAUAUAUAUCGACGCCUACUCAUUCUAUUUAUAUAUGUGCCUAUACUUGGGAAUAACCAGCUGCCUCUUCUCCUCGCACAGAAAGUCAUGAAAGAUUCAAUGGAUUAUGUUGCUGAGAUCAAUGGGACUUGCUGAAGAAUUUGUUGGCACUUUGAUUCUUGACCUUAAGUGAGAAAUAUCCAAAUGUGUUAUGUCCGUUUACCUAAGAUUAUAACAGCAUGUCAAAACCAUGCCCUGCUCUGAAGUCAUUGUCCAAUAAAGUAGGCGGCAUGCUCUGCUGUCGUAAUUCACCCAACAAGUAUAAAAGGUUAGAUACGAAGCUUGAAAGGAAAAUGAUGGAGGUAAAGAAAAGUGCAUCGGGAAAUAACAUUUUCAAAUCAUUCAAUAGCAUAAUCUUGAGGUUCCCUCAGUUCAAAGAGGGACUGAAAGACAUCAGAGGCAUGUUUGAGCGGUAUGAUGAAGAUUCUAAUGGAACUAUUGACCGUGAGGAGCUCAAGAAAUGUUUGCAAAAACUGCAACUUUGUCCUACGGAAAAGGAAAUCGAUGAUCUUUUCCAUUCAUGUGACAUAGAUGGGAGUGAAGGGAUACAAUUCAAUGAGUUCAUUGUUCUUCUGUGUCUAAUUUAUCUCCUGAUAGAUCCUUCCACCUCUCCUCACAUGACAUCAAAGGUGGGUUCACCACAGCUUGAAGCAACCUUUGACACUAUAAUUGAAGCAUUCUUGUUUCUGGAUAAGAAUGGUGAUGGAAAGCUGAACAAGAAAGAUGUCGUCAAGGCAUUGAAUGAUGCUUCUCCAUGGGAGAAAUCCCCAUCACACGUUACUAGGACUCGAUUUAAAGAAAUGGAUUGCGACAGGAACGGGAAUGUCAGCUUCAGGGAGUUCCUCUUUGCUUUGAUCGAUUGGGUUGGGAUUGACACCGAUGAUGAAGUCCCUGCGACAGAAAGUUAAAUUGAGUGCAGGAUAGCAUAGAAAUGGAGCAUUGAAUCAGUGUGAAGUGAAACCAGAUUGAUACCUUUAUGUUUCUGUACAUUAUCUAAAAAUAUUGCUGUUCUGUAGAACCUGAACUUUCCAGCGAAAGGAAAAAAACAUUAUGCAUCAUUUAUCUAUAUUUCAUUGUUUUAUUUCUCAAAUGAGUUUCAUUGUAUUCCUAGAGCUUGGAUUCUCCUAAUCAGUGACAGCAUAAAAAGCAUUUCUUUGUUUCCA